Colletotrichum orchidophilum is the source of this 504-nucleotide messenger RNA. RefSeq lists its product as uncharacterized. The transcript is spliced from 3 exons. The coding region runs from base 1 to 504 and encodes 167 amino acids. Lineage: Eukaryota; Fungi; Ascomycota; Sordariomycetes; Glomerellales; Glomerellaceae. The record is from RefSeq and is a predicted model, not a curated record.
AUGCGCUCCUCUGUGGUUAUCGAGGGCACUGCCAUCAUCAUUGGCGCUGUCGCGGCCAUUCAGACUCAUCAUGCGGUCUUCGUUCAUGGUGAUCAGCCCACCUCGGCUCCGAUCAUCGAGCUCACGACUAUUGACGAGGGCCCUGGCUUGGGCCACCCGACUGGAACCAACCUCCCGGUCUCUGUCCACACCAGCAGCAUCUGCCGCGCUAUCACUACCCAGACUUGCGAUGUUAUCGAGGUCACCCUCUCGGCUUCGCAGCCUGUCGACACUGCCACUCUUGGCAAGACUUCCUCCUUCUCGAAGUCUCCUGGCACUUCUUCCACCAAGGAGUCGACUCACAUUGAGUCCAAGACUGCCUCUACUAGCAAUGGCAAGGAGACCUCCUCCAUGGUCACCGCCACCCAGACUGGAGUUACUCCCAGCGCCACCUCUGGCGCUUCCAAGGCCGAGGUUGCCCUUGUCUGCUUCAUCGCUGGCUUCAUCUUCGUCUACCUUCUCUAG